This is a messenger RNA of Prunus armeniaca (apricot), 759 nucleotides long. NCBI's taxonomy places the organism in Eukaryota, Viridiplantae, Streptophyta, Magnoliopsida, Rosales, Rosaceae. The record is from the annotation of a GenBank genome assembly.
AUGGCACGGCUAAUCACACCCUUAAGAAAAUCCGUUCUUUCUCCUCUGUCUUCUUCUUCUUCUUCUUCCAAAUUCCUAGUUCAGCAAAUACCCACUUUUCAUUUUGCACAUGAAGAAGUCUCCCUCUUAAACCCCAAGCUCCUGCCACCACAAUGCCUUAGAACUUACAUCUCUGAAAUGCGCAAAUCGGCCUUCGAAGGCCACGUUCUCAGACUGUUACGCAAUGAGAUACAAUAUGAACUCGAUCGCUCUCCGCCUAAAAAGCCAGUCACAAAAUUCAAAUCAUUUACAGUUAACGACCGUCCUGGUGAGCAAUGGAUAAGCUUGAGGAGAAAAUUUGAAGACAACGAAGACAUAAAGAUUGAAGCCACCAUGUUUGAUGGAGCUGUUCCUGCCCCAAAAUCCAAAGGUGGUAGUGGCCUUGGCAAAGAAGUGCAGCUUCACAUUACCAUGAUUGUCAAUAUCUCCAAGAAGGAAGGUGGCAAUGUGUUAGAGAUUAUGUGCUCAGUUUGGCCAGAUACUAUAGAGAUCAACAAGCUAUUCGUCCGACAGCCUGAUAACAUGCCAGCUCAGGCUUAUGUGGGUCCUGAGUUCAAGGAACUUGAUGAUGAGUUGCAAGAUGCACUUUAUGAAUUCUCGGAAGCAAGGGGUAUAAACGAUGAUCUUGCUGUUUUCUUGCAUGAAUACAUGAAGAACAAAGAUAAAACUGAAUUCAUUAGAUGGAUGGGAACUGUGAAAUCAGUUAUUGAAAAGAAGUAG